AUGAUAAGAAAUAUGUUGACAUUUGGAAAUUUAACUUAUAGAGUUCCACUCACCAUCUCUCCAAGAGAUGCAUUUCCAGAAUGCACAAUAGUACAAACAGUCCAAAAUAUAGGAAUUCCAAGGAUUUAUCCUUUAAAAAAUAAUGAGCUAUUUUGCCUUGUUGGAUCUUGUAUGAUUGCAGGUAAAGGAGACUACGAGGGCACAACUGCUGUUCCAGUCAAUAAAUCAGGGAAAGUAGAAUUUAUAAAAUCUGACCCAAUAAAAAAUUUAUUGGUUAGUCUUGGACAGCUUAAUACUAUUGCCGAAUCAAUCCCUGUCACAAAAAUUGAAUGCCUUUCUUCAGAUGGCUGCAGAGUUCAAUACAUGGGAGUUACUCCUUCAGUUUAUUUAAAAUAUGAUGAAAAAAUUUUAGGUAUUAGAACUCAUAAUACUGUCGGAUUUAAGACAAUAGUUUCCACUUUAAGAAAAGGAAAUAUAAAACUUGGAGUUUCCACUAGUUACGAAUUGGAAGAUGAUAAAUCUGUUGAUACUAAGAGAAUUAUCGCUCAUGGGAUUAUUUCAACUCCAGAUCUUAAAAAAGGUACAUUUAAGAGAGAAAAAUAUGCAGAUUUUGCAUUAAAGGUUAAUACAUCCAAAUUAAAUAAUCAUAAAGAAAGAUCAGGAACUUUACCAGAAGCAACAAGUUACCAACUAAUUUCCGGACUAAAUUAUGCUGAAUCUGAAGAUUACAGUCCUGGCUCAAGUAUCAAAAUUUCUGGGUCCACUACCAUAAAUUGGGAACCAUCAAAGAAUGAGGCACAAUUAGAAAAUGAUGCUGAAUGGUAUUAUCCUGAGGUUUCCGCUACACUAUCUACAUCGGGCGGUGCCUAUACGAAAGAUAACAUUAAUCAGAAAUACCCAGGAGAUGGAUCAUCAGCUGGAGUGAUAGUUGCAGUCGUAGUAAUUUGCAUGCUUGUAGCUUGCAUCAUUAUUGGUGUUGUAAUUUACUUCAUGAAAAAGAAGAAGGCAGAUUCAUAUAAUGAAGUCUAA
Messenger RNA from Trichomonas vaginalis G3, 1029 nucleotides. RefSeq names its product glycoprotein 38 family. The transcript has a single exon. NCBI's taxonomy places the organism in Eukaryota, Parabasalia, Trichomonadida, Trichomonadidae. The coding region runs from base 1 to 1029 and encodes 342 amino acids. The record is from RefSeq and is a predicted model, not a curated record.